CCUCUUUAUAACGGGACAGAAGUGAGCGCGAGACGAAACGCAAUUAAACCGUGCAGCGCUCGAGGCUCGAGGAUAACGGAUAACAUUCGGGGGAAUCUGAAGAUGGAGAUGUACCAGGCCGGUUAUUACACUGAGGACUUCAGCACUCAGGAGGUUCCUGUUGGAUUUGACUUCAGUUCAUAUGACUACAAUGGUGAAGACCUGUCCUUUUUGUUAGACAGUAAAGGAUCGGGCCAGUCGCAGUACACGGACACAUACGCAGAACCACACAAGGACCACAUCAGCACCUCCAAAGUUAACAUUAUGGAUUCUGGAUUAUUUAAUCUGGACACUUUCCCUGAGUUUAGCAGCUGGACAUCAUACACUAAUGUUCCGGACAGUAUGGUGAUGGACAGACAGACAGGGGGUUUUCAGGACUCAGCCACUCAGACGUAUCAGAGUCUGUUUCCUCCGUGUCCUUCGUCUCAGAGCAGCUCAUUCGGUUCAGCUGCAGAAGCCAGCGGACUUUACCAACCCACCAAAGAGUUCAGUCACAGAGCGCCAUCGGGUUUAGAGCAUGCAGGUGGUGCAGAGAGGAGCUACACUUUAUACGAGACGGAAACCCAAAGCAAGGCUAUUCCAUACUGGACAGAUUAUUCCUCCUCGGGUUACUGCAGCCAGCUACUCGCUCAUCCUCCUUCAUCCUCAUCCUCGUCUCCGGCUCCUCUCACGCCCGAGACGUUUUCUCCUCGUGUGCUGAAGAGACGCAACACGACGUCUCAGAGAUUAGACCGAGAUGGCGAGGUGUCUCCGGGGAUGUCUGCUUACCCAGGAUCAGGACCGAUUCAGCUGUGGCAGUUUCUCCUGGAGCUUCUCCUAGACUCAGCGUGUCACACCUUCAUCAGCUGGACUGGUGACGGCUGGGAAUUCAAAAUGUCAGACCCUGCAGAGGUGGCUAAACGAUGGGGUCAGUGCAAGAACAAACCCAAAAUGAACUACGAGAAGCUGAGCCGUGGCCUGCGCUACUACUACCACAAGAACAUCAUCCAUAAAACAGCUGGCAAGCGCUACGUCUACCGAUUCGUCUGCGAUGUGCAGAGUAUGCUCGGGAAAAGCGCACAAGAAGUUCUGGCCAGUAUGAACAUCUCACCGCUGAAUGCUGGAUCGCAGACGCCAGUAAAGUCAGAGGAAACAGCAGACGUCUGGCAACAUUAACAUUGACUGUGCUAGUGAAAGGAGGUGUUCCACAAGGUUUCACACAUCCUCAUCAACUUCUGGAAGUGAACACAUGAGCACUUGCGUCACAAGUGGACACGAAUUUCAUGAUAACUUGCUAAUUAGCUAGUGUGCUAAUCAGAUCAGUUCUCUGUUGCUCAAGCUGAUACAAACCUUUGGAAAGUAAACUGCAGCACCACCGUCUGGAUCAUUCUAAAGUAACUGGACAGAUCUUAUGAUGGCUGAGUGCACACAAGCAUGAGGAAGUGGACAAUGGGGAGACAAACACAGUAUUGGAACACAACCUUAUUUAAAGACUCCAGCAUGAGAUUCAGCACAGUUUCUCUCUUUUGAACAGAGAAUUUUAAUCUGUGGAUAGCAGGUUGCUACAGAGACGACUGUGUCCACUCCAAUGUGUAGAAAUAAUCAUUAUGAACUUUAUAUUUGCUCUUUUUUACUCAGACUCUAUCAGGAUAUAAAGGGAGAUGUUUCCAAUCAACCUGCGUCCUCAAGUAAUCAAUGCAAUCUAUCAUCUUUCUAAACAUAUUUACUGUGUGUGUGUGUGUGUGUGUGUGUGUGUGUGUGAGUGUGUGUGUGUGUACUAAUGUGGUUAGCUACCUCUUUACACAACAUUAAACACCAAAAGUGUUGUACUCUGAAUGAUGUAAGUGAUUUAUUUGUUCAGAUCAAUCAUCAGAUUGUGCAUUAAUGUAAAUAAAUUGUUAGAUAAAA
Messenger RNA from Tachysurus vachellii, 1926 nucleotides. RefSeq names its product ETS1-related protein (gene etsrp). Gene Ontology annotation, molecular function: DNA-binding transcription factor activity, RNA polymerase II-specific; sequence-specific DNA binding. NCBI's taxonomy places the organism in Eukaryota, Metazoa, Chordata, Actinopteri, Siluriformes, Bagridae. Gene Ontology annotation, biological process: regulation of transcription by RNA polymerase II; cell differentiation. The transcript is spliced from 8 exons. The coding region runs from base 103 to 1194 and encodes 363 amino acids. Gene Ontology annotation, cellular component: nucleus. The record is from RefSeq and is a predicted model, not a curated record.